Morus notabilis is the source of this 1325-nucleotide messenger RNA. Its product is annotated as fructose-bisphosphate aldolase 6, cytosolic. Gene Ontology annotation, biological process: fructose 1,6-bisphosphate metabolic process; glycolytic process. Gene Ontology annotation, cellular component: cytosol. Gene Ontology annotation, molecular function: fructose-bisphosphate aldolase activity. Lineage: Eukaryota; Viridiplantae; Streptophyta; Magnoliopsida; Rosales; Moraceae. The record is from RefSeq and is a predicted model, not a curated record. Bases 88 to 1107 code for a protein of 339 amino acids. The transcript is spliced from 3 exons.
CGGAUAUAAAAUCUCACUUUGCUUUUUCUUUUUUCUCUUCAAUUUUACACAUUUCUACUCUCUCUAUACCCUCCUUUCUAAUCGAACAUGUCUGCCUUUAGGAGCAAAUACCAAGAUGAGCUCAUCGCUAACGCCGCUUAUUUUCGAACCCCUGGAAAGGGCAUCCUUGCCGCUGAUGAAACAAUUGACGAAAUGACAGACCGUUUCUCGGCCAUCAAUGUCGAGAAUGUUGAAUCAAACAGGCGUGCUCUGCGUGAGCUCCUCUUCACCACUCCGGGAGCCCUGCAAUACCUUAGUGGAAUUAUUCUAUUCGAGGAAACUCUGUACCAAAAGACCGCCGCUGGUAAGCCUUUCGUUGAAGUUUUGAAGGAAGGCGGCGUCCUUCCCGGAAUCGGGAUCGACAAGGGUCUCGUUGAGCUUCCGGGCACCAAUGGCGAGACCACAACCGAAGGUCUUGAUGACCUUGGCCAACGUUGCCGGAAAUACUACGAAGCCGGUGUUCGGUUUGCCAAGUGGCAAGUUGUGCUCAAGAUUGGCACCAAUGAGCCUUCUCAGUUGGCCAUCAACGAAAAUGCAAGUGUCCUAGCUCGUUACGCCGCCAUUUGCCAGGAGAAUCGUCUUGUUCCCGUUGUUGAGCCCGACAUCCUCCUCGAGGGGUCCCAUGACAUCGAGAAGUGCGCUGCGGCGAGCGAGCGCGUUCUCGCUGCCAUCUACAAGGCCUUGAACGACCACCAUGUCCUGCUUGAGGCAACCCUUCUGAAGCCCAGCAUGGUGACCCCAGGAUUAAAGGCCAAAAAGGUCGCACCCGAGGUGAUCGCCGAGUACACUGUCCGUGCCCUUCAGCGCACCGUGCCGGCGGCUGUUCCCGCCAUCUUGUUCCUGUCUGGUGGGCAAACCGAGGAGGAGUCUACCCGCAACCUCAACGCCAUAAACAAGGUCAAGGGAAAGAAGCCGUGGUUGCUUUCCUUCUCCUACGGACGGGCGCUCCAGAAGAGCACGCUCUUGGCAUGGGCAGGAAAGGAAGAAAAUAUUCGCAAGGCCCAGGCUGCUUUCCUCGCCAGGUGCAAGGCCAACUCGGAGGCGACCCUCGGAACUUACAAGUACUAAGGAAACUCGGGCUUUUGCAGUAGCUUCUUUCGUGUUUCUGUUUCGACUCGAGUAAAUUCAGAUAUGAGAAUAAGAAUGCCGUGUUUUAACUUAUAUGUCAUAGAAUCUUCUUCCUGAUCUCGAGUUGUAGAAGGAUAUUGUUGUUGGUGUUAAUAAGAUUGAGGUACCUUUUUUAUGGCGAGUUUGCCGAAUGGUAUUUUUAUUUUGGUUUGGAAACU